Bufo bufo (common toad) is the source of this 1190-nucleotide messenger RNA. RefSeq names its product retinol dehydrogenase 14-like. The record is from RefSeq and is a predicted model, not a curated record. Lineage: Eukaryota; Metazoa; Chordata; Amphibia; Anura; Bufonidae. The transcript has 7 exons. Bases 34 to 1017 code for a protein of 327 amino acids.
UGCACUAUUUCCUGCACUCAGCUUCUAGCCGUCAUGGAGCUCCCUUCCUUCCUCAGUCAUCCUGUCUGGUUCUUCUGCUCUGUGGUCCUGGCCGUGGUCCUUCGACUGCAGAGGAAGGGAAGCUGGGAGGCUCGAAAAUGCCGCGCCGACCUGACGGGGAAAACUGCCAUAGUGACCGGAGCAAACACUGGUAUCGGGAAGCAGGUGGCCUUGGACUUUGCCCGGAGGAAUGCCCGCGUGAUCCUGGCGUGUCGUAGCCGUGAUCGAGGACAGAAAGCCGUGGAUGAGAUCAAGAGGGAGACCAGCAACAGGAAUGUCAUCCUCAGCAUCCUGGACACCAGCAGCAUGGCGUCCGUCCGAAGCUUCGCUGAGCAGAUCCUGAAGGAGGAGAAGAGACUGGACAUCCUGGUCAACAAUGCUGGGGCCUCAGGACUGCCGUACGCCAUCACUCCUGAGGGACUAGAGAUCACAUUCACCACAAACCACCUGGGCCCUUUCCUGCUCACCCACCUGCUGCUGGACCUCCUGAAGCGGACGGCGCCCAGCCGCAUUGUGGUUGUGUCCUCUUUCAUGCACGGACAAGGAAACAUUGACACCAGCAACUUGUGGGGAAAGAACCUGGAGAAGAACAGGUACAACGACUCGUACAACAGCACCAAGCUCAUGAACGCCAUCUGGGCCAAGGACCUGGCCACCCAGCUGCAAGGGACAGGAGUGACCGUGAACAGCGUGAACCCUGGGAUCGUCAUGACGGACGCCAUGAGGAACUACCCCUUCCUGCUCCGAUUCAUCUUCAAUAUCAUCGGCUUUUUCUUCUUUAAGAAUGCGGAGGAGGGGGCGGCCAGCGCCAUUUACAGCUCUGUAUCAGAGGAGGCCGAGGGGCUGACCGGGAAGUUCAUAGACAGUGACUGCACCAUCGUACCGCCCUCCAAGAAGACUCGAGAUCCGGCCGUCAACAGGAAGCUCUGGGAAGCCUGCGAGUCGGCGACUAAUCUGAAUAGUCACCAGGGGAAGUGAUUGCAGGAGGACAACAUGGAGACCUACAGACUGGCCAGAGGCUGGAGGAACCAUGAGCUUCUUAGAAGACAGAUAUCCAAAAAUGUGUCAGAACUGCAGGAUGUGGCCCCGAGAAAAUGUCAUGAAAUCAAGGACCAAUGAAGACGUAAUAAAAUGUAUGUGAUUUAUAAAGA